This is a messenger RNA of Haemonchus placei, 495 nucleotides long. The record is from the annotation of a GenBank genome assembly. NCBI's taxonomy places the organism in Eukaryota, Metazoa, Nematoda, Chromadorea, Rhabditida, Trichostrongylidae.
AUGAACAAUGGCCGGUUUAUAAAAUCAUUUUCAAAAAUAUCGUUUCACCGAAUUACGAUUGUCAUCUUUUCAGUUACCGAAAAAGAAAUCAAGCAAUGGUACAAGGGGUUCGUACGAGAUUGCCCCAACGGCAUGCUCACUGAAGCUGAUGGAGCGAUCGAAUUUCAUGAAUUCAUUCGAGCCUUGUCCAUAACGUCACGGGGGAAUCUCGAUGAGAAAUUACAUUGGGCAUUCAAGUUGUAUGAUCUCGACAAUGACGGUUUUAUUACCCGUGAUGAGAUGCUGUCAAUUGUCGAUUCCAUAUAUAAAAUGGUUGGAUCGAGUGUAAAAAUACCGGAUGAAGAAAGUACACCAGAAAAACGAGUCGAUCGGAUAUUCCGAAUGAUGGAUAAGAAUAAUGAUGCACAGCUCACAUUGGAAGAGUUCAAGGAGGGGGCCAAAGCAGAUCCGUCUAUUGUGCAUGCAUUAUCAUUGUAUGAAGGUUUAUCGUCAUGA